AUGAAGUGGUCGGAACUGCUCGGCCCCAAGCUUCAGACGAAGGAAGGUCUGCAGGAUACGGACGACAGGCUCACGGGGAAGAAGGUGGUGGGUUUCUACUUCUGCGGGCACAAGCUCGGGCCGCUAUUUGAACAUUAUACGUUUUACCUGAAGGAUUUGUACCAACACACGAUCAUGGCGUACCCCGAGGUUGAGUUUAUCUACGUCUCUUCGGACAGUGACUUAGAACAGUACAACAAGUACUUUGAGCUACUAAAGUUCCCGGCGGUUCCAUUCGAUGAGCGCGCGACUAUCGAGGCUCUAAACACUAAAUUUGGCUUUCAAGCUUAUCCGAUAAUGAUCUUUUUCAACGGAGAGGGCAAGGUCAUUACUUCAGACGGCCUAUGUAGGGCUGUCAACGUGCGCGGAGAUGGGUAUUUUUUGUGGGAGGGACUUAUGAAAAAGCAGUAUCCGGAUAACUAUUGGGAGUACACGCGAAGUCGCUAUGGGAGGCGCUGGAAGUAA
Peronospora farinosa is the source of this 504-nucleotide messenger RNA. Lineage: Eukaryota; Oomycota; Peronosporomycetes; Peronosporales; Peronosporaceae. The record is from the annotation of a GenBank genome assembly.